This is a messenger RNA of Trypanosoma conorhini, 1452 nucleotides long. RefSeq names its product putative radical SAM domain protein. Gene Ontology annotation, molecular function: 4 iron, 4 sulfur cluster binding; catalytic activity. The record is from RefSeq and is a predicted model, not a curated record. The transcript has a single exon. NCBI's taxonomy places the organism in Eukaryota, Euglenozoa, Kinetoplastea, Trypanosomatida, Trypanosomatidae. Bases 1 to 1452 code for a protein of 483 amino acids. Gene Ontology annotation, biological process: wybutosine biosynthetic process.
AUGCCGGUGGUGAACGUCUCUUGCUACGUCUGUCUGUCGGUCUGCCUCCGUGCCAGUGAGAGGGGGAGUGGCUGGUGCCUGCUGUGGUGUGGCGGCGAGGGCCGUCUGGUCAGCCGUACGUCAAAAACGCGGCCCAACAACAUGUGGGUACCAUCUCUAUCCCACAGCCUGAAGGCGAUGGAAGGAAGAGGGAAACAACAGCAAACACAUUUUUAUUGCUGUGCUUAUUCUUCUUCACCAUUGUCUGUAGUGGAUAUAGCAAUGAAACUCAUUGAACGCACAGCUGGGCGGCCAAUGCUGUCGGAGAAGCGCCGCGCCACGCUGGAAUCCAUGUAUGCUCUGGUGGGGACCCACAGCGCGGUGAAGCUCUGUCGUUGGCAAAAGUCCAUGAUGCGUGGUAGAGGUGGGUGUUACAAGUGGACCAUGUAUGGAAUUCAAUCCCAUCAGUGCAUGGAGGCCACGCCAAGCAUGGCGUGUGCAAACAAAUGCGUCUUUUGUUGGCGCCUAAAUACAAAUCCCACGGCAACGGAGUGGAAGUGGCAGGUGGAUGACCCACAGACUGUCGUUGAUGGCAUGCUGUCAAGUCAUAGAGCGUUGAUACAAGGCGUACGAGGCAUGCCGGGCGUCACAGAGAAGGCAUUGGAAGAGGCGAUGAACCCAAAGCACUGUGCACUUUCUCUCGUCGGUGAGAGUGUGUUGUAUCCGUAUGUGAACACAUUUCUGCAUCUGUUGCACGAAAGGGGGCUGUCUACGUUUCUCGUCAACAAUGGUCAAUUCCCUGAUGCUUUGAGGGAGUUAACGCCCGUCACGCAGUUAUACCUCAGUGUAGAUGCCCCUAACAGGGAAACAAUGAAACUCUUGGAUCGGCCAGUGUUCCCCGACUACUGGGAACGCUUUCAACAGAGCAUGGUCCACAUGAGUGAGAGAAAGGAAAGGACCGUCUUUCGUUUAACGAUGAUCAAUGGGUUCAACAUGAGCGAGGAAAACCUAUUAGAGUACAAAACUCUGUUUGAAACCGGUCGACCAAACUUUGUUGAACUUAAGCGUCUUACGCCGGCAUUUUCAGGAAACAGUCGAAGUAUACUUCGGAUUAAAAAUGUCCCGUCAUGGGAGCAGCUAAAGGCGUAUGGGAGGCGCUUGUGUGAAGUGAUCUUUGACGGGAAGGCGUACGAAGUGGCCUCGCUGCACGAACACUCCGGUUGCGUCCUGUUGGCGGAGAAAAGGUUUAAAAUUGACGGCAACUGGCACACCUGGAUCGACUUUGGGAAGUUCCACGCCAUGGUCAUUGACCCUGCCCUCUCCAAACAAAUCACGGCGGACGCCUACUUGCGCCCCACCCCACGCUGGGCAUUGCCAGAGUCUGCGGCGGAGGGGUUUGACCCCUCCCAGACGCGGCACCUCACAGCAAGGCGUCUAAAGCACAUGGCUGCGGCGAAGGUUGCAAACGACUAA